UCGUUAUCGACAGUGAAAAAAUUUAAUAUACUAGAUCUUUGAAUUCAUUAGUUCAUUUGGUGUCUAUGCUAUGUUAGCAACAAUAAAAACUAAAGCUUUUAAUGAAAUUUGCUUAUAAUUUAAGUGCCUAAUUGCCUUAAGUCAAAAAACAAUUCAUAAUAUUAAUUAAAUGUAGAUUUCGGUAUUUUUCACUAGGUGGUAUAUUUGAAAGAUUUAGCAACGGUCACACUGAGUGGAAAGCAACAAAAUUUUUAUGAAAGAUUACAAUUAAUUGAAAUUGCGAUGCAUUUAACCGAAAUUAGUCUGUAGCAGUAAAUAUAAACGAACGAUAGCCAACGCGGAGAACCCGGAGCCACAGCCACAUGGAUACCAAGUCCAACGAUGACUCGGCUGGCAGUGAUUCGCUAGACAAAUCUAUGCAAAUAAAGUGUGUGAUGGUGGAGACAACGGGCUCCACCGUGGACGCAGUUGACGCUUCGCCCGAGCGCGAGGCGCUGAACAACUGCAGCAGGGAUUCCGCUGCCGAAACGGGGUCACAGGUGGGCAAGGCAAAGGCAGCCAAGGGCGCAGCCGGAACGGGAGCUACAGCUGGCAAGCAGGAGGACCAAAAGACUGACGCUGGGCCGGGGGCGCGGGGAGAGGGCGACAGUCCGGAAAGUAGCCAGUCCCCCGGCGCUCGUCCGGCCAGCAACUCGUCGUCCACUGUCUGCACUGCCUUCGAGACGAAAGUCAAGCUUAUCUCACAGAACCUCAAAGAGACCACGCUGGCAGAGACCUCAGCAGGCGCAGCCUCCGCCGCCCCCGCCUCCACACCAGCAGCAGUAUCAGUAUCCGCAUCCACAUCUGCCUCCAGCAGCAGCAGCCUACUGGAGCCGCAGGCUCUCAACAAUUCCUCCACAGACGAGUCCACCUCGUCGUCGUCAGGCCGCGUGAAAAAGGUGCGCUUUCAUCCGGACGUCAAGGAGAACGACGGCGGCAAUUGGGUAAAGAAGAAGCGACGCGCCGCACAGACCAAACGGGCAGCCUCGUCGUCCGCCGGCGCCUCGUCUGAUGCUAUGGAUCUCGACGGUGAGGCGGAUGAUGCCGAAUGCGACGAUGACCAGGAAGAGGAAGAGCCAGAGGAGGAGUUCGAUCUAGCCAAGACAAUCGCCGAGGCGGAGGACUACCUGAAGCAGCAUCCGCUGACGUUCGUAAGGCGCAUUGAGCAGAACGGCGAACGACCGCAGGACGGACUCCUCAGCAUCGAGGACAUGCCGGAUCAUAACACCGACUACGAAGAGGAGGUGGUGCCGGGGAACCGGGAUGACGACUUUUACAGACACGUCAAGCCGGAGAAUGGCAUUGAGCGUGUUCUGGGCAAGGAGACAAAGGCGGGAAAGGUGGAAUUCCUUUUGCGCUACGAAAACCAGGGCGGACUUUUUUGGAAAUCGGAGGAGUUCAUCAAGCGCACGUGUCCCACCCUGCUGAAGGCCUACGAAAAGAAUCGCGAGCGCCGUCAACAGCGUUUGAUGCAUCACGUGGCCAAAAGGCAAAGUUUGCGACAGCGAUACACGGAUUUUUAGUAGCGGCUGCUUAGGUUCUAGGCUUUUGAUUAGGUUCCAUAUAAUUGUAAAGUUUUUGUAAAAUGAAGUAAAAUGAUUUUCUUUUGUUGAACAAAAAGAA
This is a messenger RNA of Drosophila kikkawai, 1662 nucleotides long. RefSeq names its product streptococcal hemagglutinin. NCBI's taxonomy places the organism in Eukaryota, Metazoa, Arthropoda, Insecta, Diptera, Drosophilidae. The record is from RefSeq and is a predicted model, not a curated record.